This is a messenger RNA of Drechmeria coniospora, 2703 nucleotides long. RefSeq lists its product as uncharacterized. The record is from RefSeq and is a predicted model, not a curated record. Lineage: Eukaryota; Fungi; Ascomycota; Sordariomycetes; Hypocreales; Ophiocordycipitaceae. The coding region runs from base 1 to 2703 and encodes 900 amino acids. The transcript is spliced from 2 exons. Gene Ontology annotation, cellular component: microtubule organizing center.
AUGGACGACCCGCAGGAGCACCCGAGACAAGGCUUUCGUCCUGCUCAUCCGUACGCCGCCUCGAACUCGUCGAGCUCCGUCCACUCGCGCACCAUGGCGCCGCAGAGUGCCAACAGUUCGACGACGCACGUUACCGAAGACGCACCGGCCAUCCUAUCGUCGCAUCCCGUGCACCGCUUUCAUCACAGCAGCUGCAUCAAACCCGCCAUCUCACCCCGUGUCGCCUCUCGGGCCGCCGCCCAUCCGCCCCGGCAGGGCACCCCCGACUCGGCGCGACCGCCCGCUCUUUCGUCGUAUCUGCAGGAGAAGCUGCAGCGCGAGCGCAGGAUGGAGAGCGAGCGGGUCACCUUUUCCCCCGCGCCAUCUCGGACCAAGACGAGUGCCUCGGUCGAUCUAGGGCGUCCGGCCUGCAGCUCACCAUUCAGGCCGCCUCUGGAAGCGAACGGCACUCGUCCGCAGUCGAGCACCAGCAUCGAGCCGGCAAGGAAAAAGGGCCUCGGGGUCAAGGAGAUGGAAAAGGUCGUCUCCAACCUGCACAAGCAAAACUUUGACCUCAAGCUGGAGCUCUUUCACCGUCGCGAGCGGCAGACGGCCCUCGAGGAGCGACUCGACGCGCUCGAGUCGGACAAGGGCCGGGUCGAGGACGAGAAGGAGAAGCUGGUCGAGGAACUCGAGAAGCGCGACAAGGCCGUCGAGGAGGCCGUCGCUAUGAUCGUAGUCCUCGAGGCGAAGCUCGACCAACUCGUCCAGGAACGUCUCACGGUUCGCCGGGUCGAGCGGGAACGCUACUUUUGCCCGCGCGACUACGAAAUGGGCGCCAGCCAGGCGACAGCCCAGCCCGUCGGACGAGACACGUCGAAGCUCGAGAGCGAUGCCAAGUCCGUCACUCGCAUGCCGAGCUUCUUGUCCGAGCGGAGCGAAAACACGGAGAACCUGCGCAACGUCUACCUCGGCGUCAAGGCCAACGUCCACCACCUGCCUCGCGUGGUGGAGAGCUCGCCCGAGGUGGGACAUGACAGGGGCUUCGACAGCCCGACGCUGAGCAUCCUGAGCGAGAGUUCCUUCGUGAGCGUCUAUGGCCAACGGGGAAAGGGUAUGGACCACGGACCAACGGUGCACAUGGACGAACCCCUCGCCCUCGACGGCUUCGAUGGAGGAGACUGGACGACGGAUCAGCAAGCGGUCACGGCGCCGAGAAGGCGAGCGGCGUCGGUCAGCAAACCGGCCACCGCUUCCAAACCGCUUCCCUGGUCGAGCACCGCCGUCUGCUUCCACGCCUUGUCCGACAUUUGCUACCAACGUGGCCAGCCUCGCUUCGAGCACGUCGACGGCGACGACUAUGGCGACGGCGAUGACGACGCCGGCGACGGCGACGGCGACUGCGAUGGCGACGAUUGCUCGACAAAGGGGGACGUCGCCCGGCCACAGAGCCGAGAAGGCGACCCGAGAAAGUCGCAGCGUAAGUCCCCCGCCAAGUCCUCGACCCGCAAGCAUGCGCAUCAGGAGCAACGCGAGGCCUUUCGGCAAGUACGGACGGAUUCAUCGGGCGGCGUUCAUCUCCCGGGCCAGGGAUUGCCGCCGACGCCUGACACCAUCUCGACGUCUACGCUGCAUCAAUUCGAGACGUCGGACGAGCCACCGUUGCAUGCCGGCGCCGACGCGCCGGAAGCAACGUCUCGCAUCCCUCUCGAAAGCACCUUUUCGGCCCAUCGUCUCUCGUACGCCCAACGACCGCAAAGUGCCGGCGAAUCGAUCACGUCGUUCGGCCGAGGCCACGACUGGGUCGGCGACCACGACGACUUCUCGGAUUCUCGCUCCGUGGAUUCCAACGCCGACAUUUGGCUCCGCGAGAGCACGAAACCCGAUAGGACCGGUGUCCGUGUCUCGCCGCAUCCUUUUAGCUUCCUCGUCCACGCCGCCCACGGUAGCUGGGAGGUGGAAACCGUGCCCGGCCGCGGCGGAGCCCUAGGGGGAGGUGCCCCCCUUCCGCCGAGACACGAAUUCCUGCCAGAGGGCAUCUCGGCAAGCACGCGAGUGUUCCCGGCAAAAUCGAGCCGGAGAUCGACCUUCCACGCGCCGACUGGCGAGCCGGAAUCAGCCUCACCGGCCGGCAAUGAUGCGGCGUUGGAGGGAUUGCCCCGGCGUCAUGGCAGACAUGCCAGCGAAGCGCACGAAAAUGAAGUCGACGCGCAGCUUGCCGCGCAGCACCAGCAGCAGCCCCAUCGCCAGCCCGCUGCCGACCAGAAGCGCCACCCACCCGUGUCGGGCCAUCACGGCGCUCGUGCCGGCUUGCAUCGAUUCUUUCGCCGUUCGGUCGGUGCCGUGGUGAUGAGUCCUGAUGCCGACAGCACACCGCCAAGCACUUCGUCGUCGGCCGCGGCGGAGAAUUUCAAGGGCGCGCCGCUGUGGCAGCUCAGCAACUGUCCGAUAGAAGACGGCGGCUUGAGCGGCAAGCUUCCCCCCAUUUUCGGCGACAGGCGACAGGGACGAAGCAACACGCUGGACUGUGCAGGUUUCGAGCACGAGGUCUCGCCGGUGGCGGCCGCCGAAGCGCCGACGAAGCCGCAUCAGGACGACGCGGCACCGCCGGACCCGGACCAGCCGCAGGACAGCGCGGCGAUGACAAGCUCGGCGACGGGCGGUCGGCGCAAGUGGCUGCCGACGUUUGGACGACCGGCCGCCAUCAAGAGCAAGGCAGGUUAG